Ochotona princeps (American pika) is the source of this 1346-nucleotide messenger RNA. RefSeq names its product ring finger protein 182 (gene RNF182). The transcript has 2 exons. Lineage: Eukaryota; Metazoa; Chordata; Mammalia; Lagomorpha; Ochotonidae. Bases 277 to 1023 code for a protein of 248 amino acids. The record is from RefSeq and is a predicted model, not a curated record.
CGUGGUCCUGGCACCAACUUGGGGGGGGGGGGAUCUUCGCCGUGUGCGCAGGGCGGAAACCUGCUUAUGAGACCCUCCAUGUGCCUGCUUACAUUCUGCCUCUGAGGUAGUUCUGCACAGAAGCUGAAAAUGCCCAGAGGUUUCUGGCUUUUUCUACCACGUCCCCAGCCCUUCUGCCUCUCUGCCUGAGUGGGUCAAUAGAAUAUUGAAAGGGACUCCUUAAUCCAAGUCAGUCCUCAUCCUGCAGCAUCUGCGGAAUUGUAUCCGGAAUCCAAGAUGGCCUGCCAGCCAUCUGAGGACACUGCUGAGUCUCAGGUGUCAGAUGAGCUGGAGUGCAAGAUCUGUUACAACCGUUACAAUCUGAAACAGAGGAAGCCCAAAGUUCUGGGCUGUUGUCACAGGGUCUGUGCCAAAUGCCUUUACAAGAUCAUCGACUUUGGGGACUCCCCUCAAGGGGUCAUCGUCUGCCCCUUCUGCAGGUUUGAGACCUGCCUGCCAGAUGAUGAGGUGAGCAGCCUACCUGAUGACAACAACAUUCUCGUGAACUUGACUUGUGGCGGAGGCAAAGGGAAGAAGUGCCUGCCUGACAACCCCACCGAACUACUGUUGACACCCAAGAGGCUAGCCUCCCUGGUCAGCCCUUCUCACACGUCCUCCAACUGCCUGGUCAUCACCAUCAUGGAGGUACAGAGAGAGAGCUCCCCAUCCCUGAGCUCCACGCCCGUGGUGGAGUUCUACAGGCCUGCAAGUUUCGACUCUGUCACCACCGUGUCACACAAUUGGACCGUGUGGAACUGCACGUCGCUGCUGUUCCAGACUUCCAUCCGGGUGUUGGUGUGGCUGCUGGGCUUGCUCUACUUCAGCUCCCUGCCCUUGGGGAUCUACUUACUGGUGUCCAAGAAAGUCACCCUCGGGGUGGUCUUUGUCAGCCUUGUCCCCUCGAGUCUGGUUAUUCUCAUGGUGUACGGUUUCUGCCAGUGCAUGUGCCAUGAAUUUCUAGACUGCAUGGCACCUCCUUCCUAACUGAUUAGGCAGAGCCAGGCACUUGACAAUGUGCUGCUGUGUUUGAAUCUAGGGAAUUCAUGAUUUAUCUUGUCUUCUCUUUUGCGUCCAGGACAUUCUACAGAGCCCUGGGGCCUAUGUUGGCAGUCUGUUUGCCAUCAAAAUGUUGACUUGAGUUUUUCCUGUACACUGGAGGUAAAAAUGUUCAUUUCUGUGCAGGGGUUAACAAAGAAGCAAAACUACAUCAGCACACCCUCAUGGCAUGCUGGCCACAGAGGAAAUCCCCAGAGCCAGGACAGUGCCUGUACACUGGGACUGGGGAUGGGUAGCUGUGUUGUGGCAGA